AAGGGGCUGAUAUGGACACACGCUGUUCAAGCAGCUUUUGAGGCCUUCGUUGAGGGUUUUGCCAGGGUCGGGAGAUGCUCUACGGAGGGCCGGGCUCUGAUGUCUAUGGAUCUCCAAGUUCUCCAGUUUUCGCUGGAUAAAAUGCAUCCUGCGAGACCACUACGCGGGGCCGCAUAUGCUGACUCUUAUAUCAAGGCUUGGUACUUCGACAAUCGAGACUUGCGGGCUUGGGUUGCUCAAAAUGACGAAAAUUACACCAAGCGACAACUCGCCGCGCUCGUUUUUGCCCAUGAGUUUAAGACCCUCGCCGUUGAAAUUCGGCGCUAG
Aureococcus anophagefferens is the source of this 327-nucleotide messenger RNA. RefSeq lists its product as hypothetical. The record is from RefSeq and is a predicted model, not a curated record. NCBI's taxonomy places the organism in Eukaryota, Pelagophyceae, Pelagomonadales, Pelagomonadaceae. The transcript has a single exon. Gene Ontology annotation, biological process: retrograde transport, endosome to Golgi; endocytic recycling. Gene Ontology annotation, cellular component: EARP complex. Gene Ontology annotation, molecular function: SNARE binding. The annotation marks the transcript as partial.